Molecule: messenger RNA, 717 nt
Organism: Protopolystoma xenopodis
Lineage: Eukaryota; Metazoa; Platyhelminthes; Monogenea; Polystomatidea; Polystomatidae
Source: the annotation of a GenBank genome assembly
AUGACAGACAAAAUGGAGGCUUCUGAUGCAUGCUCAGUAAAUGAGAGUCUCGUUUGUUCAGGCACCAAGGUAGCUUCUCCGCACCUCUCUUCAUCUUCCAGUACUGCCUCAACUUGCGACUUAAAUUCCUCUCAGUCCUCAAAUAACACAUUAGAUGUCUCCAAAGCGACUAUUGAUUCGAGUGCUUUUCCUCCUGCUGCAUCUCUUUCUAGUUGCAGCUCUUUGAAGCAAAACUCAAUGCAGCACAUUGCUGUUCCUGACACUUUUCCGGUACCUUCUGAUCAUAUGCCAAUUACUUUUAUCCCUUCCGAUUCUUCUCAGCCCGACCUUACUUUGAAAUUUAAGAUGAAGGCAAAAAUUCCUAGUCGAGGGUCUCGACGCCUAAAAAAAUCCAUUAUUUCACCACUUGCUGUCCGCACCUCUUUACAUUCUUCGUCUUCACACUCCUCUUUCAUUCUCGACCGUCACUGUGUCCGCUCACCAGUUAAGAGAUAUGGUGGACUGCCAGCGUGCACUUCGAUUAUACUGCGGCGUAAACGCAGAUUAUCUGGUUAUUCCCAGUAUUCUUCAUCAGCCUCGGAGACGCCGAAGUUUAUUUCAUGUAGACAUUCUCCCAGAAUAAAUCAAAGAUCAAGAAAUCACGUUAGAGACUGCCUAAGCCCACUACCGGAGACUCCUCAUUCAACUCUUCAAACUAGUCGUAAGAUUUUACAUUGA